Messenger RNA from Choloepus didactylus (southern two-toed sloth), 2233 nucleotides. RefSeq names its product complement component 4 binding protein alpha (gene C4BPA). Gene Ontology annotation, biological process: negative regulation of complement activation, classical pathway. The transcript is spliced from 12 exons. NCBI's taxonomy places the organism in Eukaryota, Metazoa, Chordata, Mammalia, Pilosa, Megalonychidae. The record is from RefSeq and is a predicted model, not a curated record. The coding region runs from base 210 to 2075 and encodes 621 amino acids.
ACAUAGCUAGAAUUCACCGACUUUUUGGUGGACCAACUGCCAGCCAAUUUAAGGGUUAAACUCUGCUCUGGGGAGGGACUAGGACUAUUAGAAAUCAAGACUGUUUUCUUCCUUGAGAAACUACCCAAGGCAUCUUUCUAGAGUCUUCUACUUCUUCCUCAGCUGCCUGCAGUUCUCUCAGCAGAAAAUUGUUGAAGAAGCAUCAGGACAUGCACUCCCCAAAUGGGAACCUUCAUACAAAGGGGCAAAUGGCAGCCUGGCCCUUCUCUAGGCUGUGGAAAGUCCGUGAUCCAACUCUGUUCCAAAUGACCUUGGUGGCUUCUCUGUUGGUUGCUGUUUAUGGCGAUUGUGACCCUCCACCCAACUUAUCAUUUGCUUUUCCAAUAAAUGUGCGCAAUGAGACACACUUCAGAACUGGAACUAUUCUGAGAUACAACUGCCGCCUUGGCUAUGGCAGGAACCGUUUAAAUCCAACUCUUACUUGUAACAAUGAAGGCAAAUGGAACUAUGGUGAAUUCUGUUCUAAGAAACGAUGCAGCAACCCAGGAGACUUACCUAAUGGGCAAGUGGAAAUUAACACAGGUUACGCUUUUGGUUCAAAAAUAGAAUACAGCUGUUUAGAAGGAUAUAUCUUAAUUGGCUCAACUACUAGUUACUGUGACAUCCAAGGUAAUGGAGUUGGCUGGAGUGACCCUGCCCCAGAAUGUAUAAUUGUGAAGUGCCUGCCCCCUCCGAACAUCAAAAAUGGGAAGCACAGUGGUGGAGAUGAAGAUGUUUACAAUUAUGGCUCUUCUGUCACUUACACCUGUGACCCCCAAUUCUCACUCUUAGGCAAGGCCUCCAUUUCUUGCACAGUGGAGAAUAAAACAGAAGGUGUCUGGAGCCCAAGCCCUCCUACCUGUGAAAAAAUUAUCUGUCCUCAGCCAACAGUUUCAGAUGGAAGUAUAGUCUCCGGAUUUAGAUCUACCUAUAAUUACAAAGACUCUGUUGUGUUUACCUGCAAGAAAGGUUAUAUCCUCAGCGGCAGCAGUUUAAUCUACUGUGAAGUGGAUAAAAAUUGGCAUCCUUCUCCUCCCACUUGUGAACUCAAUGGUUGUCCUGGCUUACCAGACAUCCCACAUGCUUUCUGGGUUACACGUGGCUACCACAUGCUAUCAGAAGAGGACGUGUAUGAUGUUGGGACUGUGUUGCAGUACCGCUGCAAGGCUGGUUAUAGAUCCACUACAAAUAAGCCCACCACUCUGACGUGUCAGAAAGAUUUCACAUGGUCCCCAUUCAAAGGGUGUGAGGCAAUAUGUUGCUCUGAACCACCCCUGGAGCCUAAUGAAAUCAUUGCAUCUACAAGAGCAAAUGUCAAUAAUAGCUGUGUCUACACAUAUGGCGACCGUAUUUCAUUUGUGUGUUAUGGGGAACAUUCUACUGCUACAUGCACAGAAGAUGGCAUGUGGUCUCCCAGAACACCAAAAUGUGUUCCAGGUUGCCAUUUACCUCCUAAAAUUGACCACGGACACUCCAAAAAAAGUGGUUCAUUUUGGAACAUUCAGUACACGUAUGAGUGUGAUAUAGGAUACACUCUGGUUGGAGAGGCAAAAAUCUCCUGCGAUGAUUCAGGCUGGUCACCUCCAGCUCCUCAGUGUAAAGCUCUGUGUCUGAGUCCAGAUAUUACCAAUGGAAAGCUGUCUGUGGAAAAGAUUCAUUAUAUUGAACCUGAAACUGUCACUGUCCAGUGCAACUCUGGUUAUGGUCUGGUUGGUUUCCAAAAUAUCACUUGCUCAGAGAACAGAAGCUGGCAUCCCAAAGUGCCCAAGUGUGAGUGGGAAGUCCCUGAAGGCUGUGAGAAGGUGCUGGCGGGUAAACACCUCAUGCAGUGUCUGCCAAAGCCUGAAGAAGUGAAAUUGGCCCUGGAGUUAUAUAAGCUGUCUCUGGAGACUGAACUACUGGAAUUAAAGAGAGACAAGGCAAAAAAUUGCCCUGUGGAGCCGUCUUUCCCAAAAGAAGAGAAAACUGCUUUGUCACCUGCAACUGAAUCCAGGGAAGUUCAGACCAGCAACCUUACUGCCAUUUUGCCCCCAUGAUUCACAAUAAAUGUCUGGUUAGGAGAAUUUGCUAAUGUUUAGUGCUUUUGAAAUUAUGGAAUUAUUGAUCAUGUGUCCUCUUGGGGCUUAUGUUUUUGCUUUUCUGGAUGUAAAGUUCAGUUAUUUUUUUCAAUUAAAAAUACCUAUAUCAAAAACUA